GUUGUCUGGUGUGCUGGAUUAGGUUGUUCCGGAAGAAUGACUCUCCGUUAUCAAUAUGUAUUAGAAAAUUUACAUUUAGUGGUUGUGCAUGGUAUAAGUGUUACCGUUGGAACAGCGAGUUCCACUGCUCAAUCGAUAGAUACAAUUUACGAACAAUAUAGAGCAAGGACUGGAAUUGUGCUUGAACUUUAUCUGAGAUUAAAACAUUCUACCUCACAUGAAUUAUUUUUAAGUCUCUAUGAUUAUUGGUU
This is a messenger RNA of Dentiscutata heterogama, 251 nucleotides long. Lineage: Eukaryota; Fungi; Glomeromycota; Glomeromycetes; Diversisporales; Gigasporaceae. The record is from the annotation of a GenBank genome assembly.